CGCAAAUGUUCGCCAGGUCGUGCUGACGUCGGCGCCAUCCAACAGAAAUGGCCACUGAGCCGCCGUCAAUCCUGUACGGGUCGCUCCCGAUGGACGACGACUUCGGUGGAAACGCAAACGACGAUGCCAAUGUGAACGUUCACGUCGAGCCUCUAACGAUCCACUUGACGGACGACGUGACGCAGGUCAAGCCAUGGGAGUUUCCGGGAUGGGGCUCUUCAAUAUCCGAGAGCGCCGAUCCGGCAGAGCUAAAAGAGCUCGACGCGACGCUUGCGGCUUCAAAACAAGCCCAUCGACUUGGCGAAUGGCCAGCGACGGCCAUAUGUGGCAACGACAUCCUGUCGUCGUGCCUGUACACGACAGGCAUUGUGGCUGUCCGCGCUGGCAAACUCGCCCCCGUCGCCAUGGCAACUGUUGCCGCGAUUCUGUACCUCUACCGAUACAUCUACACCGAAGUGGUGACUGCGAUACCGCUCAACGGUGGCUCGUACAACGCCCUUUUGAACACAACCACAAAACGCAUCGCGUCCGUCGCCGCUGCACUCGGCAUCUUGUCGUACGUUGCUACGGGCGUCGUGUCCGGUACGUCCGCAUGCACGUACCUGCAGUCGGUGAUCCCGUUGCUGCCCGUCGUCGAAGCCAGCGUCGGUCUCCUGCUCUUCUUUGCACUGCUGUCCAUAGUAGGGAUUCGCGAAAGCGCAGGGCUUGCGCUGGUGAUCUUUGUCGUCCACACGGCGACGCUGAUUGUACUGUGUGCCAUGUCGAUCGUGUUCCUCGUCAAGAACGAAGCGACUAUCCUUCGCGCCAACCUUAGUGCCGACUACCCGGACGUGUCGGUCGCUGGCGCCACCUUGUCCGGAACAGUCUGGACUGCGUUCUUCUUUGGCAUGUGCACGGCGAUGCUCGGGAUCUCGGGGUUCGAAACGUCGGCGCAAUUCGUCGAAGACCAGGCACCAGGCGUGUUCCCCAAGACGUUGCGGAACAUGUGGUGGGGCGUCGCCGCGUUCAACCCGAUGAUUUCGCUGCUGUCCCUGGCGGUGCUGCCGCUGCCGGUGGUCGUGCGCCAUAAGGACACAGUGCUGAGUGCGAUGGCGCGCGUCGUAGGCGGGCCAGCCCUGGAAACGUGGAUGGCUAUCGAUGCGUUCGUCGUACUAAGUGGAGCUGUCCUCACGUCGUAUGUCGGGAUCACGGGACUCGUCCGGAGGCUCGCACUGGACCGCAUCCUGCCGUCGAUGCUGCUCACGACCAAUUCGUGCCGCAGCACCAAUCACUGGAUCAUCUUGGCGUAUUUUGCGAUCGCAGCGUCGUUGGUUGUAACGCUGCAUGGCCAAGUCGAAACACUCAGUGGCGUGUACACGUUUGCAUUUCUGGCGCUCAUGAUUAUGUUUGGAGUCGGCUGCAUGCUGCUCAAGUUCAAGCGGAGCGAUUUGCUCAGGCAGGACAAGGGCGGCGCGCCGUGGAGCGUCGUCGUCGUUGGCGUCGCGUGCAUGGUCCUCGCGCUGGGCGGCAACUUGGUCGGCGACCCGACCGUGCUGUCGAUCGCGCUGGUUUACUUUUUCAUCGUGUUGGCUGUCGUGGCCGUGAUGUUUGAGCGUGUGUUUCUCCUACGGCUUCUCCUGGCGUUCGUGACGUUUGUCUGGCCAUCCAAACACAAGACAGCGUUGCAUGGACGCCACGCGGAGGGGUCGAUCGCGCUCAUUCGCGACCGGAAGUUCUCGGGUGAUGACGAAGGCCAUGUUGAACGUGAUGGAGCAUCGUAUGUCGACGACUCGGUAGACAACGUGCCAUUCCAAGCGCUAUCGUCUCCAGGACUGAGUAUUGCUCGCGCGAUCCAUGCCAUCAACGGCCCGCCAAUCUUGUUUUUCUGCAAGCGGCCGCACCUCCCGACGCUCAAUAAGGCUAUUUUGUAUGUUCGCCAGAACGAGGAGACGUCGCACUUGUAUAUAGUGCAUGUCAAGGCGGCGACGAGUAUGAUGGACGCGUUCGCGGGCGUCGUUGGCCUCUUUGACCGCAUUUAUCCCAAACUCAAGAUUGACUUUGUCGAGGUCGACACUCACGGUUACCUCGGGUUUGGCCCGGCUGUCGUCGACUGGGUCAGCCGCAAGUACCACACGCCCAAGAACCUCAUGUUCAUUAAACAACCGAGCCACGACUGCGCGCACACGAUCGCGUCCCUCGGUGGAGUUCGAGUCAUUACUGGAUAAAACAACUGCAAAAACAAACCUGUCAACGUGGCGAACCAGUGAUCUGCACCUUUUGUGGUAAACUUCAUCCUCCCCUUUCUCCAGGAUGGUAGCACAUUCUGAACCAUGUCAGACAUCAAAAGAAGGAAGAGAUUAAG
Aphanomyces invadans is the source of this 2341-nucleotide messenger RNA. RefSeq lists its product as hypothetical. NCBI's taxonomy places the organism in Eukaryota, Oomycota, Saprolegniomycetes, Saprolegniales, Verrucalvaceae. The coding region runs from base 48 to 2204 and encodes 718 amino acids. The transcript is spliced from 6 exons. Gene Ontology annotation, molecular function: amino acid transmembrane transporter activity. Gene Ontology annotation, cellular component: membrane. The record is from RefSeq and is a predicted model, not a curated record. Gene Ontology annotation, biological process: amino acid transport; transmembrane transport.